Paramecium tetraurelia is the source of this 669-nucleotide messenger RNA. RefSeq lists its product as uncharacterized. The record is from RefSeq and is a predicted model, not a curated record. The transcript is spliced from 3 exons. NCBI's taxonomy places the organism in Eukaryota, Ciliophora, Oligohymenophorea, Peniculida, Parameciidae.
AUGAACCCUCGAAUGAUGCUCAACAACAGAGGGCAACAGCCUCAACAGCCAAAUGGUCUUAGAAAUGAUUAUUAAAGCGUGGUUUAAGGCAUAUAAUCUUUGAUGGGAAUCUCAUUCUCAACUAUUUAAUUGUGUAUAUUUGGUUCAAUGCUUAUGGAGAAAACGAAAAAGCUGUUAGAAUUCAUUAAAUCUGGAGCUGUCACUUCACUUAAUAAACUGUUGACAUUGCUUCGGAUCAAGUAAUUUCUUAAAGGGGAAUUGACUAUGACAUAGAUAGGUAAAUCAGUAGUAAACACUAGUACUUAGAUUGGUAAGUAAUGGAUAAUUGCUAUACGUUUGCUUUUGUUAGUUGUCAUUCUAUUGAUUGGUGCGUUGUUGACACAUAUGAAGAGGAAAAUGAGAGAAAAAUAAGAAACCGAAGUUGAACAAAAGUAAUCGGAUACUGAAGAGACAGAAGAAUAGUAAUAGCUAGAUACUCAAGCAGAAACAUCUCAAUUACCAAUUUAAUAGAGUGAUUUCUGGAAUCAUAUUGAAGAAAAUCAACCUUCGAAUUAAGAAUAAUAGACUUAAUAAUAGCAAUAGCCAAGCACUGUCCAAUCAAUUAACUAUCUGAAUGAUCUCCCAGGAUUUUCCACAACUGGUAAUCCAAGUAAGCCAUGGAUGAAAUGA